GUGGGGGACAUGGAGCCGUGAUGUCCGAGGAGGCCGGGCGGGGGCCGCUCUCUGAGCGGCUGGACGAGCAGCUGCUGCGCUACCUGGAGGAGAUGGAACAGCUGAACGACCGCAGGGAGCGGCUGGAGAGGCUGAUGGAGCAGGGUUGGUUCUCGCUCUCCAAGGCUCGCUACUCCAUGGGGACCAAGUGGGUUUCUUCUCUCCAGUACGGACCGGAGAUGGUGCCGUUGGCUCGUGUUGAUGUGAGUCAGAAAGAAGACGGUUACUACAACUUCAGAGUGGAGCGGGUGGACUCUGGAGAGCAAACGGGUGGGACCAUCGUGGAAAAGCGCUUGGAGAUUGAGGAGAUCGGACCCAAAGAGCAGGAGGAAGCUCCACUCGUGAGGAGGAGGAGGAAGCCAGAGGACAGCGGGGAGAAGGCGCCGCGUGCCGACAAGGAGGUCUGCGGGACGCAGGCCUCGGUGGAAGAUCGUGAGAGACCAUCGCGGCAGGGGGGGCCACCGCUGGCUCGGGAUCCGCUGAGGUGGUUCGGGGUCCUGGUGCCGCACAGCCUGAGGCUCGCUCAGGCCUCUUUCAAAGAGGUUAUGGAGCUAGCAGCUGAGGUGGCCACUCUCCAGAGCAGAAUCUCAAACACCAAAUCACGGUACCGGGACCUCCUGCGGCAGAAACAGGAGCUGGCAGAGCGGCCGAGCCGAUGACGGAAGGGCUCUGCGCCCCCCCUGCAUCCGCUGCACCAGGUCCCUCACUCCCAUCCUCCAGCCACAGGGAUGGUGAAUCCCACUCUGGAAAAGUCUCAGUCCCGGUGAACAUCAGCUGUGGAGGACCCAUGUCAUGUACAUUUCACCAGAGUUACGCCAAAGACAAGGACUCGAAUGGAAAAAUCGAAGGGGUGGGAUGGGGUGUGCGUAGAUUGGAACUGUAAUGGAUUCACAUGCAGUGUGUCUGUAAUCUGAGUUUAAACAGAGGCUACCUUUUUUCUGGUGUACUGAGAUUCAUAACUCGGGGCGCUUCUCGAGUGGGGCAAUGCGCCCAAAAGUGCUGGAGGAAUUCGGCAGGUUGGGCAGCAGCUGGGGAGGGGAAUAAACAGUCGAUAUUUUGGGCCAAGACCCUUCUUCAGGACUGGGAAGGAAGGAGUGAAGCCAGCAUAAGAAGGUGGGGGGAAGGGGGAGGAGUACAGGCUGGCAGGUGAUGGGUGAGGACGAAGAUGAGCAGGGGGAGCGGCUUUAUCGUCAUUUUGCAGCAGCAGUACAGUGUAGGUGUAAGAAAUUACUGUGUCACAGUACAAAAUAAACAA
Molecule: messenger RNA, 1294 nt
Organism: Mobula hypostoma (lesser devil ray)
Lineage: Eukaryota; Metazoa; Chordata; Chondrichthyes; Myliobatiformes; Myliobatidae
Gene: vma22
Product: coiled-coil domain containing 115
Exons: 5
Coding region: 21-698 (225 amino acids)
Biological process (GO): vacuolar proton-transporting V-type ATPase complex assembly
Source: RefSeq, a predicted model, not a curated record